This is a messenger RNA of Salvia hispanica, 1268 nucleotides long. RefSeq names its product ribosomal RNA processing 4 (gene RRP4). The record is from RefSeq and is a predicted model, not a curated record. Gene Ontology annotation, cellular component: cytoplasmic exosome (RNase complex); nuclear exosome (RNase complex). Gene Ontology annotation, molecular function: RNA binding. Lineage: Eukaryota; Viridiplantae; Streptophyta; Magnoliopsida; Lamiales; Lamiaceae. Gene Ontology annotation, biological process: TRAMP-dependent tRNA surveillance pathway; nuclear-transcribed mRNA catabolic process, deadenylation-dependent decay; nuclear polyadenylation-dependent rRNA catabolic process.
AAUUUUGAAGACCUAUUAAACGAGCAAAUACUCUAACGCCCUUCCUCUUCCUCGUUUCUCCUUCUACACGAACGCAGGGGUUAGGGUUUUACAAAGGUUUUCUCUCUCCCCGGAAAAUGAGAGGCCUGCAGUUGUCGCUCGACAAAGGCCAAAAACUGAGAUUCGAAAGAGCGUUCGAGGUGCUGGAAUCUCUCUCCUCCAAAUCCAAUUCCGACGCCUCUGUCAUCGUCGCCGACGAUAUUUCCGUCAAUAAUGAAGACGCCAUCCUCAAGGGCCAUGGCACAGCCGAGAUGAACGACCGCUUGGUGGCCACGCUUUGUGGAGUUGUGGAGCGUGUCAACAAGCUUGUCUACGUCCGGCCUCUAAGGGCCAGGUACAAGCCCGAGAUUGGGGAUAUCAUCAUUGGCCGUGUUAUUGAGGUUGCACCAAAGCGGUGGAAACUGGAGAUCAAUUUCAGCCAGGAUGCAGUGCUGAUGCUUUCAUCUAUGAACUUACCAGAUGGCAUACAGAGACGACGAACUGCAGUUGACGAACUUAAUAUGCGCAGCAUAUUUGAAGAGAAUGAUGUCAUCUGUGCUGAGGUUCGUGGCUUCCAACACGACGGCUGCUUGCAUCUACAAGCAAGAAGCCAGAAAUAUGGAAAGCUCAAGAGAGGGCAAUUGCUUACAAUACCCCCUUAUCUUGUCAAGAAGCGAAAACAGCAUUUUCACCAUCUAGACCAAUACGGAAUUGACCUGAUACUUGGUUGUAAUGGAUUUGUUUGGGUUGGCGAACAUGUUGAAGUGCGAGAUGAUAUGACAGAGGAUCUGUCUGACAAAUCCGAGCAACAAAAAGUGAAGUCAUGGAACACAAUGGGUGAUGAAGAAGUUCAAGAAGCAUACACUCCUCCGGACACCAGGCAAAAUAUUUGCAGAUCAGCCAACGCUAUCCGAGUGCUGUCUACUUUAGGCUUCACGAUUACAGUAGAAAUUAUCACAGAAAUUGUGGAGUUGAGUAGGUCUAUGGAUCUCGACGUGCAUGAGAUGCUUGGUGCAGAAUUCUAUGUCAUCGUUGCUGAGAAAGAAGCAGAACGUCGAAGCUUGCCAACAAAAAGGAGAUGAUAGAUAGGUAGAGGAGUCUGUAAGUUUUUUUCACUUUGUUGAAGUGUAAAAGACUAAGUUUUUGGUAGAAGCCAUUUUGUAAAACUAAUUUUGACACAUCACAUUUGUAAAACACUGUCAAAUUUUCUUUGAGUUGACAUGAAUGCCUAUGUUCUACUGAUUAUUACU